This is a messenger RNA of Triticum turgidum subsp. durum (durum wheat), 465 nucleotides long. NCBI's taxonomy places the organism in Eukaryota, Viridiplantae, Streptophyta, Magnoliopsida, Poales, Poaceae. The record is from the annotation of a GenBank genome assembly.
AUGUCGGAGGUUUGGUCCUUACCUGACUUGGCUGCUAUUAGAAAUACAGGUAAGGAAUGGCUGCUUCAUGUCCUUGACCCAUUGCCAGAAAUCGAGAGGUGCAUGCUUCUUAUGACUUUGUGGAGGAUUUGGCACAUCCGUAACGAAGUGUUACACCAUAAACCUGCGCCCCCAAUGGAAGCGUCCAGGAGGUAUUUGUCCUUAGUUACAUACGACAGGCCACUUAAAAAUCCACAUGUUCGAAUAGUUGAGAGCACUCCUGUCAAAUGGUGUCCCCCUAUGGCGGGUUGGGUGAAACUGAAUACUGAUGGGUCCUUUGCAGUAAAUGGUACGGCUGGUGCGGGGAUGGUGCUGCGAGAUGACAAAGGCGAGGAAAGCCGCCGGGACGCCAGCAGGGAGGAAGGCAAGUUCAUCGCGGCCGUGCCUGGUUUCAAGCUCCUGCCCCUUCCUCCCAACGCUCCCUGA